ACUACAGCGGCGAGAACAUGUGGAAGCUGCUUAUAGUCUACCUGGCCGCGGGGGCGAUGGCCCAGUCGCGGACAAACGGCACACACCUGCAACUGCUUCGGCGGAGGCGGCAACAGUACUCCGCCCCAGCUCCUGCCCCUCAACCGAGCUAUGCCCCAGCUCCUGCUACCCAGCCAAGCUACGCCCCAGCCCCCUCCCCUCAGCCGAGCUACGCCCCAUCUCCAGCUCCUCAACCGAGCUACGCCCCACCCCCCUCUCCUCAGCCGAGCUACGCCCCAGAUCCUGCUCCUCAGCCGAGCUACUCGCCAGCUCCUGCUCCCCAACCGAGCUACGCACCAUCCUCCUCCCCUCCGCCGAGCUACGCCCCAGCUCCUGCUCCCCAGCCAAGCUACGCCCCAGCUCCUGCUACCCAGCCGCGUUUUUCCCCAGCCCCCGCUCCUGAGCCGAGCUACGCUCCAGCGGCUGAGGUAGACUACGAUGAGCCUGUGGAAUACAACGCCGCGGCAUACAGUGAUGAGCCAGCCAAAUACGACUUCCAAUGGGGAGUGAAGGACGACUACGGUAACGACUACGGCCACAAGGAGUCCAGGGAUGGAAACAAAGUGCAGGGCACCUACUACGUCCAGCUGCCCGACACCAGGAAGCAGACCGUCAACUACCACGUGGACGGUCAGAGCGGCUUCAUCGCGGAUGUGCAGUACGAAGGUGAGGCGCAGUACCCGCAAGCGAGCGGAGGAAAGGGCUACCAGGCCGGGCCGGCCGCUGGAACGGCGUCUAAUGACCAGGCGCGCUACCAGCCGGCUCCUCAGCAGCAGAGAUAUGAACCGGCUCCGCAGCAGCAGCAGCAGCAGUACAGCUUUCCGGAGGCCGAGAGAGGCUUCCAGCCGAUCGAGGACAACAGCGGUUACGCGGCCCCGAAGCCGUCGUCACUGUUGUGA
Molecule: messenger RNA, 938 nt
Organism: Pollicipes pollicipes
Lineage: Eukaryota; Metazoa; Arthropoda; Thecostraca; Pollicipedomorpha; Pollicipedidae
Product: skin secretory protein xP2
Exons: 4
Coding region: 18-938 (306 amino acids)
Cellular component (GO): extracellular matrix
Source: RefSeq, a predicted model, not a curated record